AUGGGAUCUCAAACACCAUCCCAGCUUCCUGUUGUUGACUUCACCGACGAAAACCUGAAACCUGGUUCAGAGGCUUGGCUUUCAGCUUGUGAUGUUGUACGAACUGCACUUGAGGAUCAUGGUUGUUUCAUUGCACGCUACGACAAAGUUGACAAAGAUCUAUGCAGCUCUGUUGUCUCUGCAAUGGAAGAACUUUUUAAUCUACCAUUGGAAACAAAAAAGCAAGAGACUAGUAACAAGCUUUUCCAUGGUUACUACGGACAAAUACCAUUUCUUCCCUUAUAUGAGUCAUUUGGCAUUGACGACCCCGUGACAGUUGAUGGAUGUCAAAAGUUCACACAAAUAAUGUGGCCAAAAGGAAAUGAUCGUUUCUGUGAAAGUGUCAACGAGUAUUCUAAGCUGUUAGCAGAAUUAGAUCAUGUGGCGAAGAGAAUGGUGUUUGAGAGCUAUGGUGUGGACAUGAAACGAUGCGAAUCAUUCAUAGAAUCAGGCAAUUAUCUUCUUCGAUGCCUCCAGUAUAGACCACCCCAGAUGGAUGAGACUGAUUUGGGAAUGCAACCUCACGCUGACUUGACCAUGCAAUCCAUAUUGCAUCAGGUGAAUAAUGUAGAAGGCUUGGAAGUUAAACUGAAGGAUGGAGAGUGGAUCGUGGUUGAUCCCUCACCCACUGUAUUUGUGGUCAUGGCUGGAGAUGGAUUCAAGGUUUGGAGUAAUGGUAGGAUACGUCCAUGUGAACACAGAGUUAUAAUGAAUGCAAAGGAAACCAGGUACUCUAUGGGACUAUUUUGUUUUAAUGGCGAUAUGGUGCUGACACCAGAAGAGCUUGUUGAUGAGCAACAUCCCUUGCGUUAUAAACCAUUCGACCACUUUGAAUACCUUCGUUUCUUUGACAAGGAGAAAAUCAAAGAAUCUGAUUCACGAGUUAAAGCGUAUUGUGGAAUAAACUUCAAA
Molecule: messenger RNA, 951 nt
Organism: Gastrolobium bilobum
Lineage: Eukaryota; Viridiplantae; Streptophyta; Magnoliopsida; Fabales; Fabaceae
Product: probable 2-oxoglutarate-dependent dioxygenase AOP1
Exons: 4
Molecular function (GO): dioxygenase activity
Source: RefSeq, a predicted model, not a curated record